AUGCUGUGCAGAUUUUAGUAUUUUGCAUUCGCAGCCGUCAUGUGCAGCGAGAAAAAAUACAUCGCAAAGAAACCGUAUAGACAAGAUCGUCGAUGUUGAAAUAUCAGAAAAACUAGUAUUCAAUGCUCAACUGUCAAAAUCUCAGCUGUACUCCCAGAUGAUCGAUUGCUAAUAUUUUGCACGGCAUGCCAGGAGUAAACAGAUUGCAGGACAAGUUGUAGAAGGAAGCCUUGGCAAUUGCAUUGCGAAAAAUAAACGGACAUUGCAAGACUGUACGAUCAGAAAGAAUUUUCCACCCCAGUUCCUCGAAUCGGUACCGAUUUUCAUCGCAGACCUUGUCUGUCAGUCAAGCUGAGGAAUGUCGCGGGGUAAGAAAACGAAGAAAAAGGUACCUCGGCGGAGACAGGAAACGUCCUCCCUGCUUACUGCGAACCAUCAUACCGAAAUGCAUGCGGCCACUUUUCGCGGAGGAGUUGCAGGUACCAGCAAGGCUGAUUCGUUUUUAAGAUUUCCACUCAAAGGCGAAAAACUCCAAGCUCACCCUCGAAGUCCCUUUAAUUUUGACAAUGGGCAAGUACACGUGGAAUCGAGCUCCCCGACCCCAAAUCGGCGAUCACCGAAGAGCCUGAGCACCGUGUUCAACGCAGCGGAACUUGAAAAACUGAAAGAAACGCUGCACGUGUCAGACUUGUCUUACAUGCCGUUACUCCUUGGCGCGGUUGUUCUGGAAAAAAGGGAUACCGUAAAAAGUCUGCUGCGAGAUGGACACCGGGUUGAUUCUUGUGCGAAAGACAAGUCGACCCCGCUGAUGUGGGCGGUUCGGAAAAAGAACCUGGAGAUGAUCAACGUGUUGAUGCAGCACGACGCUGAUCCAACUCUACUCGACAAUAAUACGGACAACGUAGCCUUGAUCGCUAUCCAGUCAACGACCUGGGAUGAAAAUGACUUCCUAGACUUCUGGAAGACCAUUAACUAUAGAAUGGAUCUUGACCAUGCGAAUGUCACCGGGAACACCAUACUUCACUAUGCGAUUAAGCGACAGUGGAGUGUUCUGGUUGAACAGAUAUUGAAAACUGAGGCUAACGUUAACUGCGCAAACGUCAAAGGGGUCACUCCGCUAAUGAUGGCGGGAAUCAGGGUGAACCCCUCCAUGGUGAGCGCUCUUCUUCGAAAUCACGCCGAUGUUUCUCGAGAGGAUUCCCGAGGGUGCACUGCUCUGUGUUACUCGAUUGCUUGUAGUAUGCAAAAAAAACUUGACAUACCUCACCCGUCGCUGCAGAAACUUGUCUGCGCAGUUAACGCAGAAGAAUCAAAUUUGACAAUUGAAAGCUACUUGAAGAGACGCUUGGAACUUUUGAUCUGUCCACCUGAACAAGCGGAAAAUUUUACGUCGACAAUAAACUCCAUCAUCAGAUCCGUAUUCGGAUUCUUCGCUCAGUACACGCAGUCUGGUCUCAAGAUAUUCCUGCAUCUCGAUGUCUUCGAAAAGAUUCGAAAGGCAGUAGAGGAACACAUGGAAAAUUGGAACUACCUUCAAGCCAUACUGGGAAUUCUGAUUGAUUUACUUUGUCACUGGGACUGCUGCACCAAUGGUGAUACCGCAAAAAUACCAGAGUCUGAUUUGAUGGAUUCAUUUGCAACCGCUGAUCUGCCAAAUGCCUGUCUCCGCGUAUUAAGACGGUAUCGGGCGACGAAUUGCGUGGUAUCUUCGGGAUUAGAACCAAUUUUUGCUAAAUGUACAACUCAUGGAAAGACUCGCGAGUGGUUGGAAGAAAAUCGCGAUCACAUAGAACCGUACUAUUCAAAUUUGCUGCAGGAGAACCAUAAGAUGCAGUUACAAACACCGACCGAAGACCAGAAACAUCGUCUAUUUAGUACGAUUAUGCAGUUUCGUUAUCUGAUGAGAAACUUUAAACAGCGUAGUGACACAGCUCUGGAAUCACUACCGGAUUCUAGCUUCAGCAAAAGCGAUCGGCCACUUAAAAUCAAUCAGUCGUCAACAAGUCCCGAACAUUCUCCCGCUCAGAGUGUUGGUUCCUCGAAAAAACAACGUCGUAAAAUUAAAACCCUACGAAUGAAGCUGGCCAAGAUGAGAGGGCUGAGAUUGGUCGAGCAUAAUGGUUCAUCGUGUGUUCAGAGCGAGGCUGGUGUUAAAUACUUUUCAAAAAGUACGCGACCACCAAUGUCACAUCACGGGAACCCCGCAAUUCAGAUUGAACAUCAAAGUCCUCGGCCGAUGUUUCGGCGACAGAAUCAAUCCUUGUACAGGAGAAAAGAUUGCGCUUCUUGGAAGCCAGCGGAAAGAAUCGAGAUUGAGGAUUCGAUGGAGGUUUUCGAUUGCAAUUUCUCAACUAGCAACGUCGAACUUAAACCGAAAAUUGGUGAAGAAAAUUCGGCAGCAAAUGGAAAGGAACUAUCGGUAGCUGGAGACGUUGCAGGGCUUAAAACCCCACGUACUACGGAGGAGACAUUGGAGUGUAUUUCGAAAGUCUCAAAUCCGGGUGAUUUCUUAGAUGAUGCUGCCCUCUCUCAGACGAGGCGUGCAUUGGAAGACAAUAACAAUUCCUGUAAUAAUGAUACACCAUACCAACCUUAUACCAGUCAAGUGGACGAAAGUAAUAAUUCAAGUGAAUAUGUGCCCGACAACGUGGAGGCCACAAUUUCCUACCUUUCAAAUUUGUUUGAAGAAAUUAUAUCGUGUUACCGAAGAAAUUGGAAACACGAUCGAGAAUCAGGUUACCCGGGCUACAAAGGAGGCCAAGGUGAUCUUGUGGCUGCUACAGAGGAACAAAUUGAAAUAAGAAUCGAAGAAAUAGCCAGGCUUAAUACCAUACUACCAAAGCUGGAAGAUUCUUGUAUAAACAAGUUAACGGAAAGUUGGUUGUCCUUGAUCUCGAAGGUGCGGGAAACUGCAAAUCGUGAUUUCAAAAAAUACAAGAGCGUCGUCACUCUGCUCCAGUUGCACCUGCUGAUGUAUAAAGUGUCUCCAACGAAUGAUUUCGAUAAAAGCACCGAGAAGUCUGGGAUUAGUAAACCUUUGGAGAACGAUCAACUUAACAAAAAAUUGGGAACUAUAGGUGACGGAGGAAUGAAAAAGGAGAAUGAGAGACAAUCCGACUUCCUUAGUGAAUCGGCAACGAAGAUGCAUUACGGGGGAUCUUAUGAAACCGAGGAAACGCAAUACCGUAUGAUUCCUCAGCGGGUGGAGAACGCAUUCCUCGACGAGGCUGAGUCUACUGAUAGCGACGGUGACGCGCCGGCUCGGGUUCUUGAUAAACAAGACGAGUUGCAAACUACCACGUACCAAUGCUGUGAACAAGGCAUGCUGGAGCAGAGCACGAAUCCAGUGACCCCUGGUAAUACAACAACUGUUGUGUACACUGCACAAAUAAUAGAGGCUCGUCGUACUCAAGUCAACGUCAACUCCACGACGCAUACAUUUGCAGAAUUAUUGCGAACACGUAGCGCCGACGUGUUUUCUGCCGUCCCGGUACCACCGCCGCUAAUUCAUUUGCGAACAACCAGGGCGACGGGUUUGACAUUCGCCGAAAAUCCAUGGAUGCAGUUGAAAAAUCGCCGGACACUCAAUGCUCGAAAGGGUGCUCCAGCAGCACAAGCGUACGUCAGCCGAUGGGACGUCUUGCUAAAAGGAUUCAGAGCGCAUUUGAACCACAAAACACACGGACCAGGAGAAGCCGUGCUUAUCAGCGCGUCAGAACAGCGAAAACACUUCACCAUAUCAUUAGGCGGCAACUUCGGACCGAUCGAAUUGGGCCUUGACACGGACGGCAGACCUCUUGCUGUAAGAAGAUUGCGCAGAGAAGACAGUGCGCUUAUUCUGUCUGCGCUGACUCCUCUGCUUGCCAUUAGACAUGGUAAUAUUUUGCCGUUCUUUAUUUCUGCCGACGAUGGUGCGGAUGUGAUCAUCGGCACACCGCUAUGCGAAUACAACCUUGGGGAGUACCUGAUGUAUUUGAAAAUCGGCAAAGGACUGGAGGAGCGAUCGCUUGUGCUCGUUAAACAAUUUUUGGUAGGAUUGUACUUCUUGCACAACAAUGAUGUGCCCGUUGUUCACGGAAACAUCAAGCCAUCAAACUUGAUGAUUGAUCGAGCUGGCGUUCUGAGACUGGCUGAAUUUGGCUUGUGGAAAUCACUGUACCGUUCCAGCCGUCCGCCAAGCUCAUCGAUGAUUUGGUUUUCACGCGAAAGUUACGAAAAUUACGAAGAGAAUGAAGUACUCGACUGCACUUGCGCCUCCGACAUACAGAUCGCCGGGAUGGUCGUGCACUUCAUAUUAACCGGAGGCCUUCACCCCUAUGGGACUCAGACCAGCGAUAUCCUCGAUAACAUUCGACGGGGUUAUCCGACAAUUCAAUGUCAAGGCUGUGAAAUCGUUGAUCUGAUAUCAUGGAUGUUGGUAAUUGACCCACUCGAUCGCCCGUCCAUAAAUCAAGUCCUCACGCAUGUAUUUUUCUGGGAUUCAAACAAGAAAUGGUCCUUCCUACUGGCUUGCGCCGGAAUAAAUGCAAACGGGGAAGUUCUUCCAUUGCCGUUAGAAUCAUUCCACAGAGACUUAGAAGCGAAGGCAAUAUCCGAUCAAGUUAAAGGUGAUUGGUUGUCAAUAGUUCGGACACAAUUUCCUGCUUUGGUAUUGAAUGAAGGCCAGUACUCGAAUUCGCCAACUGGACUUUUGGUAUUCGUGCGACGAUUAUUGGAAUCGGAACCAGUUGCUUGUCAGUCUGCUGUGCCGCAAUUUAUCCUUAGCGCAUUCCCCACGCUAACUCUGUCGCUCUAUCGCCUUCUGGAAGCAACACGUUGGCACUCUCAUCCUGUGUUUUCGUCAUAUGUAAGAGUGAAUUGAGUUUGAUGU
Diprion similis is the source of this 4870-nucleotide messenger RNA. RefSeq lists its product as uncharacterized. Bases 359 to 4861 code for a protein of 1500 amino acids. Gene Ontology annotation, biological process: protein phosphorylation; IRE1-mediated unfolded protein response; intrinsic apoptotic signaling pathway in response to endoplasmic reticulum stress. Lineage: Eukaryota; Metazoa; Arthropoda; Insecta; Hymenoptera; Diprionidae. The transcript has 9 exons. The record is from RefSeq and is a predicted model, not a curated record. Gene Ontology annotation, cellular component: IRE1-TRAF2-ASK1 complex. Gene Ontology annotation, molecular function: ATP binding; RNA endonuclease activity; protein serine/threonine kinase activity.